Molecule: messenger RNA, 2559 nt
Organism: Peronospora farinosa
Lineage: Eukaryota; Oomycota; Peronosporomycetes; Peronosporales; Peronosporaceae
Source: the annotation of a GenBank genome assembly
AUGCGUGAGAUCAUGGACUACACGACAAACAUUCGUAACAUGUCUGUGAUUGCUCACGUCGACCACGGUAAGUCCACGCUGACUGACUCGCUGGUGUCCAAGGCCGGUAUUAUCUCAGCCAAGCACGCCGGUGAGGCCCGUUUCACGGACACUCGCGCUGAUGAGCAGGAGCGUUGUAUUACCAUUAAGUCGACCGGUAUUUCGAUGUUCUUUGAGUACGAUAUGGACGUCGGUGAGGCAGCCACCGCUGCCGCUAUCGCUAAGGAGUCCAAUGAUGCCAACGCCGUCGAAGGUGAAGAGGUGAAAAUCUCCAAGAACUCGUACCUGAUUAAUUUGAUCGACUCGCCUGGUCACGUUGACUUUUCGUCUGAAGUGACGGCUGCUCUGCGUGUAACGGAUGGUGCUCUGGUUGUGGUGGACUGUAUUGAGGGUGUCUGUGUGCAGACCGAGACGGUGCUACGUCAAUCAAUCAGCGAGCGUGUGAAGCCCGUUCUCAUGGUAAACAAGGUUGACCGUGCUUUACUAGAGCUUCACCUUGAGCCCGAGGACUGCUAUCAGUCAUUUACCCGUGCUAUUGAGACGGUUAACGUUGUUAUUGCCACCUACUUUGACGAGAAGCUGGGUGAUGUCCAGGUGUACCCCGAGAAGGGUACGGUCGCCUUUGGUUCAGGUCUUCACCAGUGGGGUUUCACCCUGAAGAAAUUUGCUCGUCUUUACUCGAAGAAGUUUGGUAUUGCUGAGGACAAGAUGAUGCAGAAGCUAUGGGGCGACUGGUACUUCGAUGCGUCAAACAAGAAGUGGACAAGCAAGAACAAUCCUGAGGGAACCCUCAAGCGUGCUUUCUGCCAGUUCAUUAUGGAUCCCAUCAUCAAGAUGUUCGAAGCUAUCAUGAAUGACAAGAAAGCCAAGUACGAGAAGAUGAUGAAAGCUGUGGGCGUUGAGCUCAAGUCUGACGAGAAGGAGCUGACGGGCAAGCCACUGCUGAAGCGUGUCAUGCAGCGCUGGCUGCCGGCUGCCGAUGCCGUUCUUGAGAUGAUUGUGGUGCACUUGCCGUCGCCUGUGACCGCCCAGAGAUACCGUGUGGACACUCUGUACCAGGGUCCUCAGGACGACGAGUGCGCUGAGGCUAUCCGCAAGUGCGACGUUAAUGGUCCUCUAGUUAUGUACGUGUCGAAGAUGGUGCCGACUUCGGACAAGGGUCGUUUCUACGCCUUUGGCCGUGUGUUUGCCGGCAAAAUUGCCACCGGCCAGAAGGUCCGCAUGCUUGGCCCUAACUACGUGCCCGGCAAGAAGACCGACUUGUGGGUGAAGAACAUUCAGCGUACGGUCAUCAUGAUGGGUCGUUAUGUCGAGCAGACGCCCGACAUUCCGGCCGGUAACACGUGCGCUUUGGUGGGUGUUGACCAGUAUUUGUUGAAGUCUGGUACGAUUACCACGUCUGAGACGGGUCACACCAUCCGUACCAUGAAGUUCUCCGUGUCGCCUGUCGUGCGUGUGGCUGUUGAGCCCAAGUGCGCUUCGGACUUGCCCAAGCUUGUGGAGGGCAUGAAGCGUCUUUCUAAGUCUGACCCUAUGGUCUUGUGCUACACAGAGGAGUCGGGUGAGCACAUUAUUGCUGGUGCCGGUGAGCUUCAUCUUGAAAUCUGUCUGAAGGAUCUGCAGGAGGAGUUUAUGGGCACGGAGGUGAAGAUUUCUGAGCCUGUUGUGUCUUACCGUGAAACGAUUACGGGCAACUCGUCGAAGACGUGCCUGUCCAAGUCGCCGAACAAGCACAACCGUCUGUUCUGCGAGGCUGGCCCUCUGGGUGAUGAACUGACACUGGAAAUUGAGGAAGAAAAGGAGGAGGUCAGUCCUCGCUACGACCAGAAACUACGUGCUCGCUACCUGGCCGACAAUCAUGGCUGGGACGUGACCGACGCCCGUAAGAUUUGGGGUUAUGGUCCCGACGGCACGGGCGCUAACUUGUUCGUGGAUGCCACCAAGGGUGUGUCGUACUUGAAUGAAAUUAAGGAGUCGGUUCUUGGCGGCUUCAACUGGGCCACCAAGGACGGUGUUCUUUGCGAGGAGGUAGUGCGUGGCAUGCGCGUGAACCUGCUGGAUGUGGUGCUGCACGCUGAUGCCAUUCACCGUGGUAUGGGUCAGAUCUUGCCUACCACCCGCCGUGUGGUGUACGCUUGCCAGCUAGUGUCGGAGCCUGCUCUAAUGGAGCCUGUCUUCCUUGCCGAUAUUCAGGUCCCCCAGGACGCUGUUGGCGGUGUCUACGGCGUGCUGACCCGCCGUCGUGGCCAUGUGUUCGCUGAGGAGCAGCGCCCUGGUACCCCUAUGAUGCAGCUGAAGGCUUACCUGCCUGUUAACGAGUCAUUCGGUUUUACUGCUGAUCUGCGUCAGGCUACAGGUGGCAAGGCUUUCCCUCAAUGUGUGUUUGACCACUACCAGGUCAUUGGUGGUGACCCGACCGACACGAACAACAUGGCCGGUAAGCUGGUGAACGGUGUGCGUGUCCGCAAGGGUCUGACCCCUGAGGUGCCUCCUCUCGACCGUUUCUACGACCGCCUGUAA